Messenger RNA from Pangasianodon hypophthalmus (striped catfish), 5604 nucleotides. RefSeq names its product TELO2 interacting protein 1 (gene tti1). The record is from RefSeq and is a predicted model, not a curated record. Gene Ontology annotation, cellular component: cytoplasm. Bases 147 to 3425 code for a protein of 1092 amino acids. The transcript is spliced from 8 exons. Gene Ontology annotation, biological process: chromatin remodeling. NCBI's taxonomy places the organism in Eukaryota, Metazoa, Chordata, Actinopteri, Siluriformes, Pangasiidae.
GACAUCAACGCGACGCUAUGCAGACCAGUGCUUGAAACGUGUGAUAGGUCUGUUUCUGUUUUACGGCACGGAAAAUGAUUUAAAUCGCUCUGUGAUGGUUACAUAGACAUGCUGGACUGAAGAUUUAAUCUGUUCACUCAUGGAGGAUGGCUGAUCAUCAGAUCGACGACCCAAAGAUUGCGUUCGCUUACCUGCGGCCCUCCUGCGUCCUACUGACCAAAGAGCCUACCCUGUCCAAUAUAGAGGCUCUGAACGGCCAUCUGCAUGCUGUUAGCGAUGGAGUCCUCCAGCUGCUUCAGGAUUAUGUCCUCUUCCCUCUCCGCUUUGUCCUCAAGACCCCUGGGGCCAAGCGAGAGGGCGUCGUGCAAGCUGUUAUGGACGCCCUGACCUACGUUCUGGAAAAGACCUGUAUCCAGAACUGGGAAUCUCUACGUGACCUCUUUUCUGAGCUUUGCCUUUGCCUCUGCUCUCCAAAUGACCCCGGAAAGCCUGCUCCGUUAUCAGAGGAGCUGAAGUUAGCGGUGCUACGAUGUCUGGAUGCUCUCAUGCAUUCUGCGUAUGGAGAUGUGGUGUUCAGGUUGUACGAGCCUGUGAUGCUUCCUGGACUGGGAGCCGCUGUAUCGCUGUUCUUGGCUCUGGCAGAGCAAGAGAAAGCAAGAGGCGUUCAGGCCGCAGCAUUGAAGUGCCUCCUGUCUCUUUUCCUGCAGUGUGACUGUGAACGAACGCAUGUAGAACCAGACGAAGAGGAAAGAAACUUGCUUGGAAAUACGCUGGCUUCAUUCUUACCAGGAAUCACUCGAGCUUUGAGUCACGUGAUUAGUGGAGACGUGAGACAAGGGCACGCGGUUACGGUGAAAGCCGUGAGGGUUUGGUACACCACAGUUGGCCUGGUUAUGGAUGACAAACAGCUUCAGAACGACAGCACCGUGAGUGCGGAGUCACCCGAGUUGGGGAGGAUCGGAGAGCUGGUGGUGAAAAGAACUCCAUCUUGGAGUAAGUCCACAUCUAAAAGACUUGCUUUGGCGCUGCAGAAAGUGAUCUCUUACACCACAGCACACCAACAUUGGAGAGUGAGAUUGGAACUGGUCAAUCUGUCAGAUCAUCUUCUUAUGCAGUGUAGCAAAUCUUUAUCUGAAUGCAUUGGUCCUCUUCUAGAGGCUUUGGUUGGUGCAGUCAAUGAUGAGGAACCUCGAGUUAAAGAGCGGUGUUCAGCAGUACUGGCUGAGGUAGCUAGAAGAAACCAAGCUACAGGAGGUCAAGCUUUAACCGACGUCCUGUCUGAAAACUUGCAUAGCUUGGCAUCUUCUCUACCUCGGCUAAUGAGAACGACGGAUGACAAGCGCAAACUGUUUAUUCUCACUGUCUUUCUGGGGUACCUGAAGAUUCUCGGUCCUCAAGUGGAUUUGGUCCUGACGUCAGCAGUUCAUCUUCAGCGUAUCUCCAAAGCGUUAAUGCAGGUGCUUGAGUUGGAUGUGACAGACGUCAGGAUCGUAGAGGAAAGAAGUUUUGCACCAUUAUCUGACUUGGUACCUGAUGCUCCCAAAGUGCAGCACCAGAGGAAAUACUUUCUUUAUUUUACAGACGACAAGAUCUUCUCAGCGUUGAAACAGAUAUGCCGGAUGCUGGGUCGCUAUGGAAAUCUUUAUUUACUGGUGGACCACUUCCUGGAGCUCUACAAGGAGUCCUCGGUUUAUCGCAAACAAGCUGCUCUGGUGCUCAAUGAGGUUAUCAGUGGGGCAGCAGGAGUAGGGAUGGAAACAGACAUUUUGAGAACAGUGGACCAUUCUGAGAGUUCCAUCAUAAGUCACGAGGACCUGAAAUGUGCGAUCACUUCCAUUAUUGAGGAAUACAUCAGUUUGAAUAACUGGCAUCUCACCACUGUAAUGGACGACUCGGAUGAUGAACAGCAGGAGAAGCGUCAUUCUGCAGUCCUCUCUAUUUUAAGCAGGUCUGACGGAAACGGACACCAGCUCACCCCAACCUUCAGUUCCAAAACUCCAACGUUCUACCAGCUGAACAGCAACAUUUGGCAGAUCUGUAUCCAGCUGGAAGGGAUCGGCUCUUUCGCUUUAGCUCUGGGCUCUGACUUCCGCCUGCUUCUGAUGACCUCACUCUACCCAGUGCUGGAGAAGGCAGGAGAUACUUCGCUACUGGUCAGCCAAUCAGCUCUCAGCACCAUGCACAGCCUUUGCGUGGCUUGCAAUUACAGCUCGCCCAAGGAGCUGGUGAUCAGCAAUGCAGACUACCUACUGAACGAUGUCUCCCUGAACCUGAGCAGACCCAGCGUUCACCCUCACGCCCCGCGAGUCCUCGCCGUCAUGUUCGCUCAUUCGGAUGCCGCUCUGCUGCCCCUAGUGGCCGACGUGGUGCAGGACGUGCUCACGGCCCUGGAUCUGAGCUACGACCAGAGAUCACGGCAGUUCUGUGUAGUCCUGCAUUCACUAAUGAAGGCACUGGUAAGGUGGUUUAACACCAGUACUACAGACCGCAGGCAGACUUCCACUUCCACACACACCACAACUCCCGAGACGCUGAAGCUUCGCCAGUUUCUGUUGGAUUACAGAAAGCAGAAGGAGCUGGCGGAGGGGAUCGGCGCCGAGGAGGAGGAGGAGGAGUCACGUGAUGCAGAAACACCUCCUGAGGUAAAGGAGGAAGAGGAGGAGGAGGAAGACCCUGACGUGAAACCAGAACUGCCCUUGCACGUGUCUCUCGCUAAAGACGUGAUGGAGCGCUGCGUUCACCUGCUGUCUCACCCCAGCAUGGGAGUACGACUAAAGGUGUUGGACAUUGUAGAGCUGUGUGUGUCUGUGCUGUGUGAGAUGGAGAAUGAGCUCUUACCCAUGGUGCACCGCUGCUGGCCAUCUCUUCUCCAGCGCCUCACCAAUGAUGACCCGCUCGCAAUACCCCGAGCUUUCAGGGUGUUGUGUGUGUUGGGAGAGACGUGUGGUGAUUUCCUGAGGAAGCGAGUGUCUAAAGAGGUCCUGCCCCGGCUCACGUCAUCACUUUCACGCCAGGCUGAGACGAGCGCUCGCUCCGGUCCGACGUACACACACACACUCGCAUACAAGCUGCAGCUGGCCGUGCUACAGGGACUCGGACCUCUGUGUGUGCGUCUCGACCUGGUGGACUCGGAUCUGGACCGUAUCUCUGAGGCCUGUCUCCCCUACCUGAGCUGCAGACAGCCAAUCAGAUUACAGGAAGCUUGCCUCAGUGUUUUCCGACACGUGAUGCAGCUGGACCCGGACUCGUGCUGGUUCACCCUGAGCGAGCUGUGCUGUCCCGUAGCGUACGAGCCGCCUCACACACUCCUGUUCCCCGUGAAGCUGAGCGGGAUGGGCCGAGCGAGGAACGACUACACACACAACGUCCUCACACUGCUGCGUGAACUCGAGCCAGAUCAUCACGACAACACUGAUUACAAGUGACUGAUGGUGAAGAAGACGCUUUAUUCAGGAUGUUGACGUCGGGCUGAUUGAUAUGGCGCAAAUAUGGUAUCGCGAUACUUGAAGACAUUUUCACAACGCACGAUACACAGUCAUGAUGUUUAGUGCUACAUUUCAAAAACCAAAUAUAUUCCAUGAUAUUUUUAUUUAAAAAAGGGAAGAUGUUAAUUAGUUUCCUAUGACAAGUUCCUAAGUGCUUUAUUCCUCUUAUGCCACAGCAAUUUGCCAACACUUACAAGUUUUAUUCAUGUUUUUAUUCAGAGCAACAUGUUGUACUUUUGAUCUGUUUAUAGUUAGCGUAAACUCCUCUGUCCUAAAGACUUUCCCGUUACGGAUAACUGACACUGGAGACUCCUUCCUUAAAUGUUAAAUAAACAUCUCCUUACAGAAAUCAUCACCAUAUCAAUAAUCACACACACUUUUUUUUAAAAUCAGUCCUGUGAAUGAGCUGUUACCGUAGAAACGAUAGCGUAUUAGAACGGGCGCAUUCAUAUAAACCUGUGUGUGCUGCUGUUACGGAAAACUAAUCAACACCUUCUGACCAAUCAGAGUCCAGAAUUCAAGAGCGCUGUGGUAUAACUAGACUUGAACAUCAGGAAAAAAAAACAAGUGGCAUGAUUUAUAACAGUAUUGACAUUCUGCUGCCCUGUGCUAAUGUGGCUAAUAAUAAUGAAUCUGCUGAGGAAGCUAAUGAUAACCUGUUAUCACGAUUCACUGAGUGAUGUUAGUAAUUUUAGCAGUUCCAAGUACCUUUAAGUACCUUUUGCAUUUAGUUUCUCAAAAUGGCUCCCUAGUCUCUAUAAGUGCACUAUAUAGAGUAUAUUCCCUACAUAGUGUGCACCUGGGAGGCGUUUGGGAUUUAGCCAUUAGCCCCAGGUGAUGAAAGGGAAAGUAUGUUGCUUGUAUAAAUACUAAUAUUUUGUCCAACUCUACGAAUGUACAAUUUACAAUAAACGUGUGAAUUCUUUGUGUCUCUUUAUUUAUUUCUAUCUCACAGCGUCACUAUCAGUGUUCAGAGCGACUGGUUGUGUUCAGUGACCGUGCUCGGCACCCGUGUGGCCUCUGAAGCGUCUCCUCUUGACAUCUUAAUGCAUGUUUUAGCCGCAGGCAAAGAAGUCUGCCUCGUGCACUUUGUGUUGGCGUGCUAGCUCUUUAUCUGCCACUAUUUAUCCUGCUGCCAAACCCGACGGCUCGACCAUUACUCAUAAAGGGCGGUCGGGCUAGCACGUUCCUCUCGAGCGUGACUGAUAAGCCAGUGCGCUAGCUUCAUUAUGCUCGGGUUCGACUCAGUGGCAUGGCGGCCAUGUGACUGAUUAACGGCCAUUAAGGACAACAAAACAGCUGUGGUGACAGGACGACAGAGGAAAGUGUCGAUUAAGCAGGUGGUGAGGAUCAUGAGCAUAUGAUUAGCGCCGAGUGUCACCUUUUACUGCCGGGUUUCUGUGAAGAUUAAACAAACUACAAGAUGCGUUCGUUUGACUUCUGGAAAUAAUCGACUUCAGAGCGCUAACAGUACAGUAACAGAUAUGUUCACCACCCAUUUUAAAUUGAAUCCAACUCGACAGUGUAGUUUAACCCGAGACUACGUUGUAUGUGUUCAUUCUUGACUACAAGGUUCCAGUGGAUUCCUCGCACCACUUUAUUUCUGCCAUACACAUGCAGGGUAAAAUAAAUGAGGCCCCAGAAGGAUUUUUUUUAGCAGUGUGAAGGCAGAUUAAGCACAUACGCUGCUCCUGGAGAUACAGCACUAGCUCUAAUCCAUCUUAAUUGAUCCAGCUGAUUAAGGUCUACAGGAGCAUCAGAGCCAGUAGAGUUGGCCAUUAAUUCUGUACACUCACUUCUAACAGCUAGCAAAUGAAGCCUGUGGCCUAAUCGUAGCAGGAAUGCCUAGUUAAAUCAAAUCUUAGCUGAUUUUGAGAAAUGUCCAACGAUGCUAAUCCUUUCUUACAAGACUGAGUCAUUAUUUUUGAGUGUUGCCAAAGUGUAGUGACUUUCAAAAUGGCUACGUGUUGAUCUGUCUUGUUGUGUAGCUAGCUACAAGUAAUGAUGCUACUAGCUUAAAUGUUUUGCUGUGCUAUUUUCAGAAUUAAUGACGGUUUUUCAUGAACUAGCUACUUUUUUCUACAAGUGGUAAUGUAGUGUGAACUAGCUAGCUUUAUUU